Molecule: messenger RNA, 4217 nt
Organism: Somion occarium
Lineage: Eukaryota; Fungi; Basidiomycota; Agaricomycetes; Polyporales; Cerrenaceae
Source: the annotation of a GenBank genome assembly
GCAUGACCGCCACUUCCUGGCCACUGGAACAAGUGGAGGAAUUGCCAUAUUUGGCCUGAUUUUGAUCUCCGCUCGAGUGGCCCAUUUGUUCCCACAGCGCCACGCGCAAGGUCAAUCUUCACGUCUGCGCUGGACGCGAGUCGGCCGUCUCUUUCUCUCUUCCCCCUCUCGACAUGGAUCGCGAAUCCGCCGACAUCCUCGGUGGACGACUCAACGUUGCUCACCAUGACUCAUCAACUACCUUUGGCUCUAUAUUACAAGUCCUUCUUGGCCUCGGGCUCACUCUAGGUGUCGUUCUGGUAUGGUCAUACUUCCUACCAAUUUGGCGACAGUACAGAGAGCGACGAUAUCGGAAGUGAGUCUAUCUCUGUUAAUGUUCUUUGAUGCAGGGCUCAUCGCAUAUACUAGGGCUACGCGCAGAAGACACGGAAUCCCGGACAGUGAUCAUCGACCGUUCAACGUCGCAUAUGCUGCGGCUCUGCGUGCACGGCAGGAGCGUGAGGCGGAAGGGACUGGACGGGGUAGGCGUGCCGGCGUGCAGCCUCUGAGUCAGAAGCAAGCUUCGUCGACCGAUGGACAAGGCAUCAGGCAGCGUCUAAACCACAGUGAUACUUAUCCUUCAGUGCUCUCCACAACAUCGACUAUUCCCAUGAUUGGUGCUCUUCCGCCAGAUCGACCUUCUGACCGCGCCCGUCGCAGUGGUGACGAUUACCCUCUACCAAGGGACCACACUCGUUCACCUUACACUGACGACAAUUUGCCUAAUCCCUCUCACUCUCAUGGCCAGCACGUCUCAGAGCAUGUGCAUGGGAAGCGUGGUCUCAACGAAGACGAAUAUUCUGGGGAUGAGAAGGAAGUGAAGAAAUCCCGGUUAGACUCUGACAUUGGUGAUGACGAAGACAUCGACGAUACGGAAUAUGCCCCAUACUAUGAAAUGGAAGUUGAUCGAGAGUUGCCUGGCCCUUCACGCGGUUCAAAGCGAGCGGCUGCUCGUGAGGACGAUGAGGGGUUUGAGACUGAACGAAUUCACCGUAGAGGCAAACGUGCUCGACGGGUAUCUGGAAACAAGUCCAACGAAUCAACGGAUCAAGAUAUGGAGGAAACUGACGAUAUCGUGGACCUGACGUCAAUCCCUCGAGGCAAGAAGCGCGAUCGGGUGGAAGCCGGUUCGUCGUUUGGUGGUGAUGAUUCUGGCAUUGAGGAUGACCUCGAUGAGAAACCGCGCCAUCACAGACGUCGCCGUGUUCAUUCCGGUAGGAAGAGCGAUACAACGCAGCGCGGUCAGAAACGCAGUCGAGAUAUGGAUGAGAGUGAUGAAGAGGAUACCGACGGUUCUGGGAGACGAGCGACCCGUCAAAGGCGCGAACAGCAAUCUUCUGAAGGCGGUUCAACGGAUGAUCGCAUGGUUUCACAUGAUCCUCUGUGCAAGGGUAGGCGAGUUGGAGAAGAAUGGGAAGUUAAUGGCGUAAAGUACAGAGUUGGACUUAAUGGCCAACGUCUACGACAAGCUUUGGUUAAGCAGACUCGCUCUCGUUUCCCGAUGCCCAAGGAUUCGGAACAUCCUGAUCGUGAUGCCAAUAUCGAUGUCUUUGUAGAAGAAUACCUUACGGAUGAAGAAUAUCAAAAGGCCAAGGAUCGGUUUGAAUUGGCAUUCCAGGAGACCCCUCGACAAACUGCUGAACCCGAGACGCCUAGUGAUAGCUUGGAAACACCCUCAAAACCAGGCAAGAACCUACUCUGGGAGUCUACGGCCAAUAAGGACAGUCCUUUCCCUGUUCGUUUCACUGCCGUGCAAUCAAUGGCGAGUCCCGCCCUUCGUGUCGAUCCAUUUGCACGACCCCAAGUCAAUAAACGUCGCAUCUCGUCACAUAAUAAUUCUCCGGCUGUACCUUCGACGCCUGACAGUCCGACUGUUCAUGCUCCUAAGACUUACUCUAAAUGGGAGAAGCAGGACUUGGAGGCUGCUGCAAUGGCUAAAAUUCGUCAGAAGACUCAGAAGCAGGUGUUGCCUGAACCUCAGAAACCAUCGGUCUCUCUACCACCAGCACCUUCCGCACUAUUUGGGAAGCCAUCUGAAAAGCCGGCCGACAAACCUGCAGAAGCCAAGUCCACAUUUUCAUUCGGUGCCCCCUUUUCGACUACUGCUGUGAAGCCGACGGAUGGUGCUGGCCCCAGCGAACCUGCCAAAUCGUCUUCAGUUCCUUUCCCGUUGGUUCCGAGCGCUGCUUCGACAGAGAAGAAAGCUCCAGUUGCCACCCUCGUACCGGCUACCUUCUCCUUUGGCGCCAAGCCUACCGCUCCCUCGACUGGACCUGCUGCACCACCACCAUCUACAUUCUCAUUCGGUGCUAAGCCCGCGGCCCCCAGUGUACCAGACUUCUUCGGUUCCAAAGCUUCCACGCCUGCUGCUGCUCCAGCAGCUCCAGCUUCUAGCAGUGGGCAAGGUCUGAGUAUACCGGGUGCCGCGGCCUCGAAAGCCCCAGCACCCUCACAGCCCGAACCCGCCAAACCCACAUUCUCAUUUGGUGCUCCGGCUUCGCAACCAAAGACUACUGCAGAGCAGAAGGAAGCUCCUAAGUCUGCUUUCUCCUUCGGCGCACCAUCGUCACAGUUGACUACUCCUCCGGCACGAGCAGAAGCACCCAAGUCUGCAUUCAGCUUUGGAGCAACCGGAGGCACAAGUGCGACAGCGACAUCUGCCUUCGGAGCGCCUUCACAGCAGAAACCGGCAGAGCAGCAGGCGGGAUCGUCUGGUGGAUCUCUUCUCUCGAGACUGGGUGGCUUUGGUAGCGAUACCAAGACUGCUAGCAUGACGGCGCCUGCUACCAACGCACCGAUCUCCGCGUUUUCAUUCGGGGGCCCUAGUACAACAUCGACAACCGCAAGUUCGGGUACAUCUUCCACUCCUACAUCCCAGCCUUCGGCAGCGGCCACAACCACCGGUACUUCAGCACCCAAGUUCAAUUUCGGGUUUUCCAAGCCCUCGACGCCUUCUGCACAACCCGCUGCACCUACCCCCUCUACUACCCAGAUUCCAUUCGAGCCAGCGGAACCGGCGCCCUCGGCUUUCGGCUUUGGUGCCAAACCUGCGGGACCUUCGACGGGGCCUAUCUUUGGCGCACCUGCACAACCGUCUUCGACUUCUACCACUUCCGGUACAUCUGUAUUUGGGAACGCUGCUGCGAGCAAUGCUGAUAAGAAGGAUGAAGGGAAAGAUACAUCGACUGCACCAAAAUUUUCAUUUGGCGUCACUGGUGCUGCACCCAGCACUUCGGCAGCCGCACCUUCAGGUGGAUCUGUAUUUGGGAGUUCAAGUAUGCCUAAUGCUAGCAGCGGAGCUGGGAAGUUUGGAUUUGGAGCUCCGUCGACGUCUACUACCACGACGAGCGGAUCAGGAUCCAUUUUUGGACAGACCUCUACACCGUCGGGUUCUACACCCGCGGCGUCGGCGUUUGGGUCGGCGUUUGGCAACCCUGCAAGCACGGCUCCGUCGAGUAAUGUGUUUGGCAAUCCAGCACCGGCCUCCAACGAUACUACGUCCGCGCCCAAGUCUGCCUUCUCCUUUGGUAACCCUUCAUCGUCGAUGGCCCCGCCUUCAACCCCUAUAAAGAAAAAUGACGAACAGAAGAAGCCAUCUUUCUCAUUUAACUUUGGCGCUGCCGCUUCGUCAAAUACUUCAUCGCCUUUCGGUGCUCCUGCCUCGACGUCUGCAUUCGGUGCUCCGUCUGCAUUCGGUACGCCGUCAGCUUUUGGUGCCCCGUCGGCCUUUGGUGCACCGUCGGCCUUUGGUGCAGCUUCGAAUGCUAACAAUUCUUCUAAACCCGCUGCACCAACACCAAACGCAUUUGGAUUUGGUGCGCCAAGCACGACUAAUUCGACUACGAAUGGAUUUGCAUCAUUCGGUUCUUCGACUACGGAGUCUAAUCAAAAGUAAUCAUUCGAUUCGUGCUUCAUUACUGCACAUGGACAUGAGUGUUCUAUGUAUUCCCGUCUUCGUCUUCUUUCACUGGUGUCUGUUUGUACUGUGAUUUGUAUUGUAGAUUCACUAGCAUUUUUGUCUCUCGCAAUUUACCCAAUAUAAUCUCAGCAAGUUUCUCUCCCACUGCUUUCUAUAUGAUUUGAGUGUGCAUUAAGCUUUCACUUAAACUUGUUCUCCUCGAUCUGAUCCGCAGAACCUUCCGAAAAGGGCAGCCAUAGAAUGAAGUUCGCCAUGGGGC